Messenger RNA from Symbiodinium necroappetens, 1577 nucleotides. Lineage: Eukaryota; Dinophyceae; Suessiales; Symbiodiniaceae. The record is from the annotation of a GenBank genome assembly.
GAAGUCUUGUCCGCAACAGCGACACGACCUUCUCCUUCGAGAUUGGGGGAAUCAAGUUCAAGGCGCCGGACUCUGCGGUACCGGGCAUCACGAAGGCCGAUAAUCUCGAGGAGGGGCCUUUGAAGAUCGCAGUUUUGGCAUCUGCAAACGACUGGACAUCACUGUCUCCGCUGGGGACACCAGCCGCGCGCAGUGGACACACGAUGGUCUGGGAUCCCGGCGCAGACGACGGAGGCUUCUGGAUGUUUGGUGGGGAGCUGUUACUCAGCAUCAAGUCCAACAACCUGUACUUCUACAAUGCAGCUUCAAACCUCUGGACGCAGAAAGCGUCGGGCCCCGCGGCUAGAUACCGCCAUUCUGCAGUGUUGGACCCCACGGCAAGAACCAUGUACGUCUUUGCAGGCACGACUCUGGCCUCCGCUGGCAACACCUUUAACGAUCUCCAUCUCUAUGAUGUGCAACUCGACUCCUGGACCGAGCUUACCGGCACUGCCGGGCGGUCAAGGCACACGGCGGUGUGGGAUAGCACCAGCGAUCGGAUGAUCGUGUUCGGGGGCUUGGACGAUAUGCUGAACAAGCUGGAUAGCCUUGCGGAGUACGACCGGGCCACAGACAGCUGGUCCAGCCCAGCGGCAGUGGGCCCGGUAGCGCGCGACGGUCACGUGGCCGUUUGGGAUCCUGCUACCGGCACUAUGCUGAUGUGUUGCGGUGCCUCCUCUGCGGCAACCCUCGGUGAUCUGUGGAGCUACAACGGCGCCUGGAGCCAGCUUGUUCCAUCGGGCAGCAUCACGGCCCGGAGCUACGCCUCCGCAGUCUGGGAUCCUCAGGCGGGAGCCUUGCUGGGCUUUGCUGGUUCUGGCGGUUCCAAGCUGAACUCCCUGUUCUUGUAUUCUACAAGCGCCAACAGCUGGAGCGAGUACACUGAGACGGGCCCUCCUGCGCAAGACAGAGGUGCGGUGGCCUGGGAUCCCGUCAACGGGCGUCUCUACGCCUUCGGUGGCUACGACUGGCUUGGCCUGUUGGGUUCGCUGUGGAGGUUCGAUGCAUCUCAUACGUCCAUGACCAGCACGAGUUCUGCAACAUCAGCGACUGAGACGGCCACCACGACCAACACGACCCUGACAACAUCAACAGUCUCCUCAACGAACGUCCACCACACGAAGUACCGUUUCAUCAACCUCCACAUCCUCUACCUCUACGACUGCAUCUUUCACAUCUUCGACCGAAACGAGUUUGACAACUACAUCCGGAACCACUACUGUCACUACCGCCACGGUAACGACAAUAACCCAGACAUCUUCAACAGCUUCGACCUCAACGGCCACGUCCGUGACUUCGUCUUCCACUUCAGCGACGACCUCGACAGCAACUGCCACUUCUGUGACAACCUCUUCCACGUCAACUACAACAUCUGUGACGUCAACCUCGUCCACAUCAACAACGUCAAUCACAUCUUCAAGUUCCGUCUCCCGAACGACCUCCUUGACGGCCACUACAUCCUCCACGCUCUCGAAGAGCACCACAUCCACCGAAACCUCCAGAACCGGGUCAAUCACCUCACAGUCCUCGACUACGAC